UUUUUCCAGAGUUGAAGAUUUUGCAGAGAGAGAGAUAAUACACAGAAAAGGAAAGGGUUUUUGGUUCGGAGAAGAGGUUUCAGAGGUAGUUACUAUAUACUAGUGGGUGAGGUGAGGGUGAUACAAUCUAUACCGUUGAAUCUUCUGUAUCUCGUAUCCGUUCCGUUGAUUUAUUAUCUUCUUCAAUCUCUGACGGUCCCGAUUUGUUUGAAUCAAGCUUCUGUUGAUUCCUCAGUUUCUGAUUUUGGUCCCUUGGGUUAAUCCUUUAUUAGAAGAUGGCUUCUCCUCCACAAUAGCAAUUUUUGCAAUCUACUCUUUUGCUGUUCACCACUUGGUUUCGUUCUUCUUAGGCUGUGUUGUUGUGGUGACAAAUUGGCUUCAAAAGGAGUCGGUUAAUUAUUGAUUGUUUAUUUGGAUUUCGAAAAGCAUUGGUGUUUUGAAUAUCUGGUGUCUGCUAGAGUGAGAAAAAGGAAGCUGUUUGCUGCUGUGCCCUUUGUCGUAGAACGUCUGCAGGUGCCCUUGUUCUUCCAUGUCUCCUAACUUGGACAGCGCUGUUCAGACUCAGAUGGCAGUUGCAGUUCCAAAUGGCCCAAUUAAUGGAGAAUAUCAUGGGAACAGCAACAAGACGGAGGCAAAGCAUACAACUGGGAGGAGACGUGUUUUUGUGCAAACUGACAUGGGUUUUGUUUUGGGGUUAGAUUUGGAUCGCACCGAUAAUGCCCAUACCGUGAAAAGGAAACUGCAAGUGGCUUUUAAUGUCCCGACUGAUGAAAGCUCACUUGUAUUUGGGGAUCGUGUGCUGAAUAACGAUUUGGAUGCAGUUCGAAAUGACUCCCCUCUUCUGCUCAAAAGGAACAUCAUGCAUAGAAGUUCAUCAACUCCUUGUCUCUCUCCUGCAGCUACCGAUCUUCAGCAAAAAGAUCGAAGUGGCCCUAUUGAAAUAUUAGGGCGUUCGGCUCGUUUUGUGAUUACGAAGCAACUGGUGAAGGAUAUAGUGAAGGCUAUUAAGAUGGGUGUUGAUCCAUUGCCUGUUCAUAGUGGGAUGGGUGGUGCUUACUAUUUCAGAAACAGCAAAGGUGAGAGUGUUGCUAUUGUGAAACCAACUGAUGAAGAGCCCUUUGCACCAAAUAACCCAAAAGGUUUUGUUGGGAAAGCCCUUGGACAGCCAGGCCUGAAGCGGUCAGUUAGGAUUGGUGAGACAGGGUAUAGAGAAGUCGCCGCUUACCUACUCGACCAUGAUCAAUUUGCCAAUGUGCCUCCUACUAUGCUGAUAAAGGUAACUCAUUCCGUCUUCAAUGUUAAUGAAGGGGUCAAUAGCAAAUGUCAUCAGAAGAAUCAGGUUAGCAAGAUUGCAUCUUUCCAGCAGUUUGUUCGUCACGAUUUUGAUGCCAGUGACUACGGUUGCUCCAGCUUCCCUGUUACUUCUGUGCAUAGGAUAGGGAUAUUGGAUAUCAGGAUCUUUAACACUGACAGACAUGGUGGAAACCUUCUGGUGAGGAAAGGUGACGGAAUUGGAGGAUUUGGGCAGAUGGAGCUCAUCCCCAUCGACCAUGGCCUUUGCUUGCCCGAAGACCCCGAGGACCCUUAUUUUGAGUGGAUACAUUGGCCGCAGGCCUCGAUUCCCUUUUCUGAGGAUGAGCUCGAGUAUAUAUCAAAACUCGAUGCUGUUAAGGAUGCCGAGAUGCUUCGGAUUGAUCUGCCAAUGAUCCGGGAGGCAUGCCUUCGUGUAUUGGUUCUCAGCACAAUUUUUCUAAAGGAAGCAGCAGCAUUUGGUCUUUGUCUUGCUGAGAUUGGGGAAAUGAUGACUAGGGAAUUUAGGAGCCGCGAAGAAGAACCAAGUGAAUUUGAGGUUGUUUGCAUUGAGGCCAGGAGGAGGGUGAUAGCAGAUCGGGAAAUCUCAUCUCCUGAAGCUGAAAAUGGUGAAGAACGAGAAGAUCACGAAGAAUUUCAGUUUGAUUUAGAUUGUGUGGAAGCCGAAAACGAAGUCGUGCGAAAGUUAGGCGAGGAUUUCUACACCAAGGCUCCAUUUAAUAUGGGGUUCCGAGGUGGGUUUGGGCGAAACCCACUCACUAAAUUAGAGGAGAGCAUUGAGGAGGAAGAUAGUGAAGGCGAAGAAGAUGCUGGAAAGCUGCAUUUUGAUGGCGGUUUUUCUGUUAAGAACAUUACCCCGAAAAUUCCGAAACUCUCAAUGUCGUUAAAGAAUAUCAGCCUAGGUGAGAGAAAACCCUUGUUUCAGGUUGCAAAACCAGAAGGAAAUCAUCUGGCAGGUACUUCUUCAGGUGAUUGGAGGAGUGCCAAUGAGCAGGUGCCUGGGAGCUCGUGCUUCGUAAAAGUUUCAGACAUGAAGGAGAGUGAGUGGGUUUUGUUUCUUGAUAUAUUCCAAGAGCUUCUCCAUCCUGCAUUUGAAAGCCGUAGAUCUGUGGGUAUUGGACAGAAGCAAAGGCUUGGAACAUCGUGCCAGUUUUGAGAACUACAAUCAGUCCUUUUAGGAUAAAGAGGUUAGAUGGAAGAAGAAGAAGAAAAAGAAUAAAGAACUGAUAUGGUGUUGGGAGCAAGUGAGAAGGAAUGUUAGUGUGUAGGUUUCGCCUCAGAUUUCCUUGCAGCAUGAGGGAAUUUUAAGGUGGGAGUAGUGGUAGUGUAGCAUUUAUAGUAGCAAGACUUUGCUGUAAAUAUUCUUUUAGGAAUUGUAGUGUUGGAGAGAUUCAGAUUGAGAGGGAGGGAGAGUAAGAGUAAGAAACUCGUUGAGCUUGAGUUUGAAUGUUUGCUUGAUUUUUCUUUCUUUAUUUUCUUUUUCCACUGCUUAUCUGGCGUUCAGUUAGAACAUUAUCUUGAAUAAUAAAACCAAGGGAAAGAAAAGUUUAUGUACAGCC
Molecule: messenger RNA, 2870 nt
Organism: Papaver somniferum (opium poppy)
Lineage: Eukaryota; Viridiplantae; Streptophyta; Magnoliopsida; Ranunculales; Papaveraceae
Product: phosphatidylinositol 4-kinase gamma 7-like
Exons: 2
Coding region: 530-2467 (645 amino acids)
Source: RefSeq, a predicted model, not a curated record